AUGGAGCACCCCAAAGAUUUCCGCUCGACGGUGCUGCAGGCGCCAUCCCGCCACGAUGACCGCGAAGACGACCGCGACCGCGACCGUGACCGUGACCGUGAACGCCGCCAUCACCGCGACAUCAUGAACCCGACACCCGGUAGUACGCGCCACUCGGGCUUCAGUCUGCGAUCACCAACCCAGUCCGACUUCCACCACCCGCAACACUCCCCAUACUCGCCAAAGGGGCCUUCCCAUCCGCACCACUCCCCGCCGUCCCAUCAAUCCGGCCUGUCGCAUCCGAAUCCCCUCUACUCGUCGUCGUCGUCGUCGUCCGCCGGCGGCCCGCUCGCGCCGUUGCCAGCACUGGGAGGCGGCAGCACCAGCAGCAGCUCCGGCGCCGGCCAUCACCAGGCUCCGCCGUUGUCGCCGCUGCAUCCCCCCAGCGGAUACUACCCGCCGCCCGAGUCGCAUUCUUCGUCGCGCGAGAAGCCGGCAACGAGCAGCUACUACGAUCCGUUGACUGAUACCACGAGAGAGAGGAGGGUCUCGGACGCGGGAUCGUGGCAUAAUAACGCGGCCAAGACGUCGCCGUCCAAGACCCGCGAUCCUUACGGUAAUUACUCGCAAACCGAGCCGGCCUCUCGCGACUCCCACGCCUACUACAAGAACGGUGGAGGCUACACCUCGCCGUCCGCCGCCAACUUCCCCCCGAGGAGUCCGCGAUCCCACUCCCACUCGCAUCCUCACUCUCAUCAACCGCCAGCCGGUUCCAUCAGCCCGUCAAACAGGGCCGCUUCCCACAUGACCUCCCCCGGCGUGCACGCCUCCAAUGGCGGACUCCCACCUCUGGGCAAGGCCGAGCCUUCUCCCUUGAAGGCACCCGCACCUGCCAGCACUCCCAGCCGCGCCGACCCCAUGUCCUUCUCCAACAUCCUCUCCAGUUCCGAACCCGUCGCGAAGCCAAAAUCAAAAUCUCCCCCCGUCGAGCUCAAGGAAAAAGAAGCCGAGAAGGAGACCCGGUCCGAUCCCAAGCCUCGCUCUGUCGACCCGCCCGUCAAGACCGAACGCGAAGCCGAGAUCGAGCUCCGUCCCGAGCCCAAGGAGCGCUCCAGCACGCCGCUCGCCCGCAAGGAGAAGAAAGAGAGGGUCCCCAGAAAGUCAAAGUCGCGGGCGUCGGAUCUGAGGGGUUCCGAGUCGACCCCCAAGACCAGCCGUCGCUCGUCGUCCAAGAUGGAGACCCCGACGCCUCGCGUCCCUGCUAAGCGUCAGGCUAAUGGCCAGCCCAAGCAGAAGACUCUCCCCGCCGAGAAGGAGAAGAAGGUGCAGGCCUUGAUCGCCAAGCUCGACGCCGAUGCCGACGACCUCGACGAUGCUGGCCUCUCCGACGAGUACGCCCAGUUCCAGCAACGCGGCAACAAGCGCCGCCGCGUCUUGCAGGCCAACGACAGCAAGCAGAACGUCGAAAGACGCGACGACUUCGCCGCCGAAAUGGGCCGCAGGUUAGGCGUCCACGCCGACCUCGGAAAGCGCCGCUACGAUGACAUUUACUACGAAGAGGCCAUGAACGAGGUCAGAGAGCGCGAGCUCUUCGCCGAGAAGGAACGCAAGAAGGACAUGCAACGCAAGCGACGCCGCGAAAAGUCCAUGGCCGUCACCAUGGAGCAGCAGAAACUUGCCCUGGAGCGCGCGCGCCUUGCCGAGGACGAGACCGAAAAGGCGAAGCAUCUGCGGGACGCCGAGCGCGCCAACAAGAAGGCUCAGCAGACCAAGCUGAUCCUGCAAAAGGGUAUUAAGGGCCCCGCCCGCAACCUUGUUGAGCUCAAUCUCGAGGGAGGUACUAUGGCUACCUUCCAAGCGUCUGACAUGGAGCCAGGCAACAAGCCCAAGGGCAAGGGUCGCGGUGGUCCCCGGCCCAAAAAGUCCAAGGAGCAGAAACAGGCCGAGAAGGAUUCCGCCGAGGCUGCUCAGGCUGCUAUCGACGCCGGGGAGGAGCUGCCCACCAAGGACGAGUCCAAGAUCCGCAUCAAGUUCAGCAAAAAGAAGGACAAGGAGAAGAACAAGGACAAGGAUCUGGACGAUGCCGACAUCGAGAUACCCGACAUCGACGUCGAUGUCGACGAGGAAACCAUCCUCGAACCCGCCGAGGAGAAGAAGGGCAAGAAAGAAAAGAAGAAGAAGGAGAAGAAGGAAGACAAGCCCGAGGAGCCUCCCAAUAAGGACGCCAAGUUCGAGACCAAGGGUUUCCUCCAGAUCUACGACCAGAUUUGGCGCGACCUGGCCCGCAAAGACGUCAGCAAGGCCUACAAGCUCGCCGCCGAGUCGUACCAGACCAAGGCUUCAAACCUUAAGAAGACCGCCAUUCUCGCUUCGAAGGAGGCCAAGAGAUGGCAACUCCGCACAAACAAGGGCACCAAGGACCAGCAGGCCCGCGCCAAGCGUGUCAUGCGCGACAUGAUGGGCUUCUGGAAGCGCAACGAGCGUGAGGAGCGUGAUCUCAGGAAGGCUGCUGAAAAGCAGGAGAUUGAGAACGCCCGAAAGGAGGAAGCCGAGCGCGAAGCCGCCCGCCAGAAGAGGAAGCUCAACUUCCUCAUCUCCCAGACUGAGCUCUACUCCCAUUUCAUCGGCAAGAAGAUCAAGACCGACGAAGUCGAACGCAGUACCGAUAACCCCGAGAUUGCCGCCGCCAACAAGGACGAGACCCAGCAGAACAAGAACCUGGACAUCGACGAGCCCACCGGACCUCUGGGUGCCAAGGUCACCAACUUCGAGAACCUCGAUUUCGACGAGGAGAGCGAGGAGACCCUGCGUGCCGCCGCCAUGGCCAACGCUCAGAACGCCAUCGCCGAAGCGCAGAAGAAGGCCAGGGCGUUCAACGAGCCUCAAGGUCCCGACAUGGACGAGGAGGGCGAGAUGAACUUCCAGAACCCUGCCGGCAUGGGCGACGUCGAGAUCGAGCAGCCCAAGCUGAUCAACGCCCAGUUGAAGGAGUACCAGCUGAAGGGUCUCAACUGGCUCGCCAACUUGUACGAGCAGGGCAUCAACGGUAUUCUCGCUGACGAAAUGGGUCUCGGAAAGACUGUCCAGUCGAUUUCUGUUAUGGCUUACCUCGCCGAAAAGUACGACAUCUGGGGUCCCUUCCUCGUCGUUGCCCCCGCGUCCACCUUGCAUAACUGGGAACAAGAAAUAAGAAAAUUUGUACCGGAGUUUAAGAUCCUCCCGUACUGGGGAUCUGCAGGUGACCGAAAGGUUCUGCGCAAGUUCUGGGACCGCAAGCACAUGACCUACAAGAAGGACGCCGCCUUCCACGUCUGCGUCACUUCGUACCAGCUCGUCGUUUCCGACGUUGCGUACUUCCAGAAGAUGAAGUGGCAGUACAUGAUUCUCGACGAGGCCCAGGCCAUCAAGAGUUCUCAGAGUUCCAGAUGGAAGAGCUUGCUCGGCUUCCACUGCCGAAACCGUCUGCUGCUCACCGGUACGCCCAUCCAGAACAACAUGCAGGAGCUGUGGGCUCUGCUCCAUUUCAUCAUGCCUUCGCUCUUCGACUCUCACGACGAGUUCAGCGAAUGGUUCUCCAAGGACAUUGAGUCACACGCCCAGAGCAACACGAAGCUCAACGAGGACCAGCUCAAGCGUCUGCACAUGAUUCUCAAGCCUUUCAUGCUUCGUCGUGUCAAGAAGCAUGUGCAGAAGGAGCUGGGAGACAAGAUCGAAGAGGAUGUCUACUGCGAUCUCACCUACAGACAGAGAGCCAUCUACAGUAACCUUCGCAACCAGAUUAGUAUCAUGGACUUGAUCGAAAAGGCCACUGCAGGUGAUAACGACGACUCGGGUACUCUGAUGAACCUCGUCAUGCAGUUCCGAAAGGUCUGCAACCACCCGGAUCUCUUUGAAAGAGCCGACACCACGUCCCCGUACUCGUUCGGCUACUUCGCAGAGACGGCGUCCUUCAUUAGGGAAGGCAACCAGGUUACAGUCGGCUACUCGACUCGCAACACCAUCGAGUACGAUUUGCCUCGACUUGUUUGGAGAGAGGAUGGCCGCCUCGUCAAGAGCAACAUCAACAACCCGAAGGCUGGCUGGCGAACCAAGAAUCUGCAGCACAUGAUGAACAUCUUCACGCCUGAGCACAUCCGCGACAGCUUGGAGGGCUCUGACAACUUCUCAUGGCUGCGCUUCGCCGACGCCAGCGCCAAUGAGGUGUACAAGGCCAGCCAUCAAGACAUCUUCACCCGCGCCGUCGAGCUGUCCCAGAAGAGCGAUCGCCUGGGACACAUGAACGUGGCCUACGACGAGCCGGAGGACAUCAACUUCACUCCUGCGCACGCCCUGUUCCAGAUCAAGGCCCGGAGAAACCGACGACCUCUGGUCGAUAUCACCGAGGAAGGCAUCUUGGCCAACCUCAUGAACGUGGCACGCAACGAUUACGUCGACAGUGGUCUGGGACGUCUCGAGCAAGCUGGCCGCCCUCGUGCUUCUGCGCCUCCCAUUGAGGUCAGCUGCAGCAGCCGCGGCACCGAAAUUGAGAGGGAGAACAUCAUGUUCAACAUGUCCAUGCGCAAGACUCUGUUCGGCCCGACCAUCCACGAAGAACGUGCCAUGGUCACCGAGAAGAUUCCUCUCUCGCGCUUCCCGCCGAGAAAGCUGCUCCCCGCCCCCGACAACGACAAGAAGAAGUUCACCAACAUCGGCGUGCCGUCGAUGCGUCGCUUCGUCACGGACAGCGGCAAGCUCGCGAAGCUGGACCAACUGCUUACGAGGCUCAAGGCCGAGGGACAUCGCGUGCUGCUGUACUUCCAGAUGACUCGCAUGAUCGAUCUGAUGGAAGAGUACCUGACGUACCGCAAUUACAAGUACUGCCGUCUCGAUGGUUCGACGAAGCUCGAGGACAGAAGAGACACGGUCGCCGACUUCCAGACCCGCCCCGAGAUCUUCAUCUUCCUCCUGUCCACCCGUGCCGGUGGUCUCGGUAUCAACCUUACCUCUGCCGACACCGUCAUCUUCUACGACUCCGAUUGGAACCCUACCAUCGACUCGCAGGCCAUGGACAGAGCUCACAGACUGGGUCAGACUCGUCAAGUCACGGUGUACCGUCUCAUCACUCGCGGUACUAUCGAAGAACGUAUCCGCAAGCGUGCCCAGCAGAAGGAAGAAGUGCAGCGCGUCGUCAUCCAGGGAGGUGGUGCUAGUGUCGACUUCUCUGGUCGUCGCGCUCCCGAGAACCGCAACCGUGACAUUGCCAUGUGGCUUGCGGAUGACGAGCAGGCCGAGAUGAUUGAACGCCGCGAGAGGGAGAUGCUCGAGGCUGGCGAGUUCGACAAGCCCGUCAAGAAGAAGGCUGCCAAGCGCAAGCGCGUGGUCAACGAGAACCUUAGUUUGGACGAGAUGUACCACGAGGGCGAAGGCAACUUCGACGAUCGCAACGCCGCUAAUGGCACCUCAGGCACCGCCACGCCCGUGGCCGAACCCGACGUCAAGGGAGCGAAGAAGAGGCGCGUGGGCGGCAAGAAGGCCAAGACCCUGAAGCAGAGACUCGCCAUCGCGGAUGGCCAAACCGACAUGUGA
Colletotrichum karsti is the source of this 5544-nucleotide messenger RNA. RefSeq lists its product as uncharacterized. Gene Ontology annotation, biological process: chromatin remodeling; DNA-templated transcription; DNA repair. Bases 1 to 5544 code for a protein of 1847 amino acids. NCBI's taxonomy places the organism in Eukaryota, Fungi, Ascomycota, Sordariomycetes, Glomerellales, Glomerellaceae. The record is from RefSeq and is a predicted model, not a curated record. The transcript is spliced from 4 exons. Gene Ontology annotation, molecular function: DNA binding; ATP-dependent chromatin remodeler activity; ATP binding. Gene Ontology annotation, cellular component: nucleus; Ino80 complex.